Molecule: messenger RNA, 483 nt
Organism: Rhodotorula toruloides NP11
Lineage: Eukaryota; Fungi; Basidiomycota; Microbotryomycetes; Sporidiobolales; Sporidiobolaceae
Product: 20S proteasome subunit
Exons: 5
Coding region: 1-483 (160 amino acids)
Cellular component (GO): proteasome core complex
Source: RefSeq, a predicted model, not a curated record
AUGCCCAGGAGGACAUUGCGAGGGAGGAGUACGGCUACGCUCUCCGUCGGACGGGGCAUCGAGCGCUGCCCGGUGCCCAACUUCGAGAUGCCUGCCACUAUCGACCCCACCUCCUUCCUCCAGCUUCACACUGACGACGCCUCGGACCCGUCAUGCCGGAUCAAGAGCAACCACGGCGCGACAACGCUUGCGUUCGAGUUCCAGGGAGGAAUUGUCGUGGCGGUCGACUCGCGAGCAACGGCGGGAAGCUACAUCGCGUCCGGGACGGUCAAGAAGUUGAUCGAGAUCAACCCUUACCUGCUCAGAACGAUGGCCGGUGGUGCUGCCAUACCUGCAGACGUAUCUCGGCUUCCAGUGCUGCGAGUUGCGCAAUCACAAGCGGAUCUCGGUCGCGGCAACAAGCAAGGACCUCGGCUGCUGGCCCAAUUACCUAAGCGGGUUAUCGUAUCAAUCAGCUACACGCGGACGAGGAGGAGCUACUAG